AUUGAAUUGGCCGGAACGUCUCUCUAUCGCUCCCAUGAUGUUGAACUUUUCACAAUGUCAAAUUGGGAACGUCUAGCGGAUCUUGGUCAGGAGGUCUUACAGGGUCACCGGAUCCUAAUUUGACUCGGGCGGUGAUAUGUGUUGUUCUGGCACAAGGGAAGGAGAAUCAAUUUAUGCAGACGUGGGAUCGUGCGUUUCUCAAUAAAGCUAUCGUGCUUUACGAAGAGGCCAUGGCCCUAUACCCUUCCGGUGAUCCAGAUCGUCCCCAGGUUAUCCUGAAGCUUGCUGGCGCUCUUCAAGUUCGACAUCUUCUAUUCCAUGACAUGGAACCACUCGAGAGAUCGCUCAGUCUACACAGGUCGGCCUUGGAUGAUGUUUCGGACGAAGAUCGGGCAACCUAUGUAUGUGAGUUAGCAGAGGCCUAUCAUCUAAAGCUCCGGUAUACUAGGAGAAAGGAAGAUGUGGAAGUUGCAGUAACUCUUGGCAAACAAGCACUUAACGAGAGAUACAAACAGUACUAUGAGCUUCCCUCGGCAGAGCAAGCCCUAAAACAUCUCGAGGUUGCAUUGGAGCUCUGUCUGCCUCAUGACACCAAACGUCUUGACUGUCUUGAUGCUCUCGGACAAGCUUUGGCCGCACGCUGUGAACACUCCAACUCUUCGGAUGAUCUCGAGAGUGGUAUCAAUCUGCUCAGAGAAGCGUCCAAAUCAGCUCGAAGUCUGACCCAAAUCGUUGCGCCUAUACCGAGAGCCUAAUUCGUUUGCUCAAUACGCGGUAUGACCGACAUAAGAAUCCUGGAGACCUUCAGCAAAUUUUUUCAUACCUGGAGGAGAUGCUUGGUGAAGACCAUGAUGGCCAAAUGCCCCAUAUCCUCACCCUCUCACAUUACCUCCACGUUCUUCGGUCACGUUACGGCUUGACAAACGAUCCUCGCGACUUGGACAAACUCAAUGAAAUUCGAAGCAGCAUCUUCAACUGGCAAAUCGUCUUUCGAGAUUACCAUGUUAAAGCAUGCCGCCGCCGUAAUGCCCUUCAGCACGCAUUUCGAGACAACGGAGUGAGCAAAUAUUUUUUUACUAGAGGAGACUAUCUCGUUCUCCAGCAUAGACGAUCGCAUUGCCUUAAAAUCAUGGAAGCUCAAAGCUGUCGCCAACAGCAUGAGAACUCCUAUAAUUUACGACUUUUACACAACGUCGAAGCCAUAAUCCACGAAGUGUUGAAUGAUCUUCCUCCUAAUCACAGGGAUCGUCCUCACGUUCUUUCAUAAUUAGCCUCUGCAUACUUUCUGCGGGCUACUCAGCAGAACUCC
Molecule: messenger RNA, 1309 nt
Organism: Somion occarium
Lineage: Eukaryota; Fungi; Basidiomycota; Agaricomycetes; Polyporales; Cerrenaceae
Source: the annotation of a GenBank genome assembly